Molecule: messenger RNA, 638 nt
Organism: Rubroshorea leprosula
Lineage: Eukaryota; Viridiplantae; Streptophyta; Magnoliopsida; Malvales; Dipterocarpaceae
Source: the annotation of a GenBank genome assembly
AGUUAAGUCAACUGAAUAUUCAAAAAUUUGUAGUGUGAUGCAAUCUUAAUUGUGUGAUAUGACCAACCUUAAGUGUAAUGCGUAAUCUGAAUGUGACCUCUAGGAUUUUUUAUCUUUCUCAUUAUUUUCUAUUUUCCCUCUCUUCUAAACUAUAUUCUUAAUCUCUUUUCAUGUUCACGUGCAUUAUUCAUAGCCUCUUCUUACCUUCAAACAACCUUAAAUUCCUAAAUCCACCAACUUUCCAACCUUUCCUGCAUCAAAAAUGUUCAGAGCAGAAUCAUAACCCGUAAUGAUUAUACACAUCAAGUUUCUUAAAAAAGUGACAUGAACAACUACAUAAGAAUUUAGUUUCAAGAAUAAGCUGAGGUUCUUUCACUAGUUCUCUUGCAUACUGCCCAUAGUCUAGUUAUAUAGAAAAAGUUACAAUGAAGUUGAAACUUUCAACUUGACAAAAGGGUACUGACCUUGAAGCCGUAUCACACUCUCAAAAAGCAAGAAUACUAAUUAUGCAUGUACAUAUGAACAAAUGUUGUACUUCUUUUGUAUGAAUGCACGGAUGUAUGAAUGAAUGAAUGAAUGAAUGAAUAAUGAAGAUAAAAAGGAAUGAAUGUACCUAUGAAUAAAUGAAUGAAUGAAGU